AUGGUCAACAGCCGCGCCCCGGGUCAGCUGACUCGCAAGGUCAGAAUCACAGUGGUGGCUGCCGAUGGUCUGUCCAAGAGGGAUGUCUUUCGUCUGCCCGACCCGUUCGCCAUCGUCACGGUGGAUGGAGAACAGACGCACACGACUUCCGUCAUCAAAAAGACGCUGAACCCUUACUGGAACGACAGCUUCGAUGUCAAUGUCAACGACUCUUCCGUCUUGGCGGUUCAGAUCUUCGAUCAGAAGAAGUUCAAGAAGCGCGACCAGGGCUUCUUGGGUGUCAUCAAUGUGCCCGUGGCUCAGGUGCUCGACCUGGAACUGGGAGGCAAGGUGCUGCUCACCCGCGACCUCAAGAGAUCCAACGACAACCUCGUCGUGCACGGAAAGCUCAUCAUCGACCUGAACACCAACGUGUCCACUCCCAUCGUCAACAACUCCAAUGCCGGCGCUGCUCCAAACCUUUUGGUUCCCGACACCAAUGCCAACGCGUCUUCUACAUCUCUAGUGCCUUCUGGUCAGACGGGAGCUAAUGGCGCACCCAAGCCUCACAACAGUGGCACUGCUGGCAAUACGCCCAACAAUGGCGGAGACGCCGGCGCAUCUUCGUCUGGAUCUCGUCCCUUGGUCGCCGAUACCAGCGCCGUAUCGUCUCGACGCAGCUCCACCACCGGAACGUCGACAGCUCCAUCCGGCGCGACUGCACCAUCCGCAGCUCCCCCACGCAACAACAAUCCCGAGGCUCGCAGCGAUGAACAAGGCGCUCUGCCACAGGGCUGGGAACGUCGCACCGAUCAUCUGGGAAGGACUUAUUACGUUGAUCACAAUACCAGAUCCACGACGUGGACUCGACCCAGCAUGAGCAGCAACGUCAACCAGGCCGCUGCUGCCACUAAUGCCGCCGGUGACCGCAUGCGCCACUCCAAUCGCACGCUCGCAGACGAGAUGCUGGGUGUGGAUGGAAGCACGGUCAACGCUGCCAGACCUGGUUCGGCGCUGCAGACUGCAGCUGCUGCUCCGCCUUCGCCCGGUGCGGCCGCUGCUGCUUCUCCAGCUGCUGGAAGUGCUGCUGCUGCAAACACCAACCUGCCAGCUAGCACCACAAGCACGACGGCUGGCACUGGACCUCUGCCAGCUGGAUGGGAGCAGCGUCAUACGCCCGAAGGAAGACCUUACUUUGUGGAUCACAACACGCGCACCACGACCUGGGUCGACCCGCGUCGACAACAGAUUCUUCGCAUCAUGGGUCCCAAUGGCAACAACCUGACGGUUCAGCCUCAGAGCGUCUCGCAGCUGGGACCUCUACCCUCUGGAUGGGAGAUGCGCCUGACGUCCACUGCCAGAGUCUACUUUGUGGACCACAACACCAAGACGACUACUUGGGACGACCCGCGCUUGCCUUCCAGCUUGGAUCAGAACGUGCCGCAGUACAAGCGCGACUUUAGACGCAAGCUCAUCUACUUUAGAUCUCAACCUGCCCUCCGACCUAUUCCGGGUCAGUGCCACAUCAAGGUGCGCAGAACGCACAUUUUUGAGGACUCUUAUGCAGAGAUUAUGCGCCAGCAGCCCAAUGAUCUCAAGAAGCGCCUUAUGAUCAAGUUUGACGGUGAAGAGGGUCUGGAUUAUGGAGGUCUCUCUAGAGAAUUCUUCUUCUUGCUCAGUCACGAGAUGUUCAACCCGUUCUACUGCCUGUUUGAGUACUCUGCGCACGACAACUACACGUUGCAGAUCAACCCUCAUUCGGGCAUCAACCCGGAACACUUGAACUACUUCAAGUUCAUCGGAAGGGUCCUCGGUCUGGCCAUCUUCCACCGCCGCUUUUUGGAUGCCUACUUUAUCGUCAGCUUCUACAAGAUGAUCUUGAACAAGAAGAUUACGCUGGCGGAUCUGGAGAGCGUGGAUGCGGACUACCACCGAAGCUUGCAGUGGAUGCUCAACAAUCCCAUUGCGGAUGUGGUGGAAGAGACUUUUACGGCGGUGGAGGACAAGUUUGGAGAGAUGGUGACGGUGGACCUGAAACCUGGAGGAAGCGAGAUGGAUGUGACGGAUGAGAACAAGGCGGAGUACGUCGAGCUGAUGACAGAGUGGCGUAUUCAAAAGAGGGUGGAGGAGCAGUUCAAAGCCUUUUCUUCUGGCUUUACGGAGCUGAUUCCGCAAGAUUUGAUCAACGUGUUCGACGAGAGGGAGCUGGAAUUGCUGAUUGGAGGUAUGAGCGAGAUUGACAUUGACGACUGGAAGAGGUACACCGACUACCGCGGCUUUACGGAGCAAGAUGAGGUGGUGCAGUGGUUCUGGAAGUGCGUCAAGGCUUGGCCUGCAGAGCGCAAGUCGAGGUUGCUGCAAUUCGCGACGGGAACGAGCAGGAUUCCGGUGAAUGGAUUCAAGGAUCUGCAAGGCAGCGACGGGCCUCGACGCUUCACGAUCGAAAAGAGCGGAGAGAUUACGCAGCUGCCGAAGAGCCACACGUGCUUCAACAGGAUCGAUUUGCCGCCUUAUCAGAGCGAGAAGCAGCUCGAGGAUAAAUUGGUCCUUGCGGUGGAGGAGGGUCUUGGAUUUGGAAACGAGUAG
This is a messenger RNA of Ceraceosorus bombacis, 2565 nucleotides long. The record is from the annotation of a GenBank genome assembly. NCBI's taxonomy places the organism in Eukaryota, Fungi, Basidiomycota, Exobasidiomycetes, Ceraceosorales, Ceraceosoraceae.